This is a messenger RNA of Arachis duranensis, 1003 nucleotides long. RefSeq names its product protein virilizer homolog. The coding region runs from base 367 to 690 and encodes 107 amino acids. The transcript has 3 exons. NCBI's taxonomy places the organism in Eukaryota, Viridiplantae, Streptophyta, Magnoliopsida, Fabales, Fabaceae. The record is from RefSeq and is a predicted model, not a curated record.
GUAAAGAAAAUCCUUCCUUUAACUAAAUAAUUAAUCUUUGAAAAAAAAUCAAUAUCAUUCAAUUUCAUGUGGAUAUAUAAGAGAAUCAUUUUGAAUUUCUUUUGGUUUUAACAUACGGGCAUGACCAAAUUUUAACUUGACAAUUAAGUUAUAUACAUUGUAACUAUUAUUUUCAUCUUGUAAUUUUAUUUCAAUGUAUAAAUUUUUUUUGGUACAACACGCUUUAAUGUAUCUAUCACAAUCUACAAAUAAAAUUACAAGAAAAUUAAUUAUCAUAAUAUAAGUCAAAAGAAAAGUAAAAAUCUGUCAAACAAACUAUAGCUAAUUCAAUGUCCAAACAAUUACAUCAAAAUUUCAAAUAUCCAAAUGAGUGUCAAAAAUACAAAUCCAAAUGCUGCAGCAGUCUCAAGUUUCAUCGAUGUAGACUUAUUAUCAAAACUAGCAAGAGUUUCCACAUGCACCGCAGCAUCAGUCAGCCGAAUUUACUCAAUCGCGAUGUUCAAGCACAGCAGCAGUCAGAUGCUGGAAUGUCAUUACACGAGUAUUUCAAAUCGCCGGAAGCAAUUCAGUGACCGUGACAAACUUUGCCAACUUUUGGAGCAGCAUCAGAAGUUAAUGCAAAUGCUACAGGUUUGGAGAGAGGGACUUGAAUUUCACAUGGCUUGUAAUGAUGGGGAAGAAUGCAAUUAAACCAAAAUUUUUUAUCAGCAUUCAAAAUUGGUUUCGUUUCUUCUGCAGGAAUGGCUGGGCCAGCUGUAGCAGCAUGAUGGCAAAAGUAGAACUAAAGAAGCAUGAUUUCUUGCACUAUUCUUAUCUGUAAAUGUUUUUCAUUGCUGAUUACUAAUGAACUUGUGCUGAUGUUUGUGCCUCGGCCAUUGAACGUGCUUUUAAUUUCUGAGUCAAUGCCCCAAUGGUGCUUAUGUUGAUUUCUAGCGUAAUCAUGGUGCUGUUGUACUUCCAUUGUACAGUUUCAUUAUUAGUUCUUGAUAACAUUGCCUUACAA